This is a messenger RNA of Pseudonaja textilis, 4635 nucleotides long. Lineage: Eukaryota; Metazoa; Chordata; Lepidosauria; Squamata; Elapidae. The record is from RefSeq and is a predicted model, not a curated record.
CCCCGCCCCGUCCAGCUGAGCCCGGGCCCGGGUGGCGGCGGCGGCGGCGGCGAUGUGGCUGAAGCCCGAGGAGGUGCUGCUGAAGAGCGCGCUGCGGCUCUGGGUGCAGGAGCGAUGCAACCGCUUCUUCGUGCUGCAGCGGCGGCGCGGAUACGGCCAGGAGGGCGGCGGAGGGGGCGGGCUGGCCGGUCUCCUGGUUGGGACGUUGGACGCCGUCCUGGAUUCCACAUCGAAAGUGGCCCCUUUCCGUAUCUUGCACCAGACUCCGGAUUCCCAGAUUUACUGGUCUAUUGCGUGCGGAACCAGCCGAGAAGAGAUAACAGAACACUGGGAAUGGUUGGAGCGUAAUGUGAUGGAUACUCUUUCCGUCUUCGACUCCAAUGAGGACAUCGUAAGCUUUGUGCAUGGGAAAAUUCAAGGCUUAAUUGCUGAGGAGAGUAAAGGGUCUUUAGUAAGAGAAGAAGAUCCAGAGAAGUUCCGUGAAGCCCAUCUGAAGUUUGAGAAGUGUUUUGGGUUGGCCGAACAGGAGAAACUCGUGACUUACUACUCAUGUAGCUAUUGGAGGGGCCGGGUGCCCUGCCAAGGCUGGCUCUAUCUGAGCACCAACUUCCUCAGCUUUUACUCGUUCCUGCUGGGAGCCGAGAUCAAGCUCAUAAUAGCCUGGGAUGAGAUCUCCAAACUUGAAAAGACCUCCACUGUGAUCCUGACCGAAAGCAUCCAUGUUUGUGCCCACGGAGAGGACCAUUACUUCUCCAUGUUUUUGCACCUGGGUGAGACCUUCCUCCUCAUGGAACAGCUGGCUCUCUACGCCGUCCGGAGACUCUUCGACAAGGAGGGGUUCGAAGCUGACCCGGUCCUCUGCGAUCCCUUGCAAAUCACUAAGAGAGGACUGGAGAACCGGGCCCAUAGCGAGCAGUUCAACGCCUUCUUCAGGCUGCCCAGCGAGGAGACGUUGCGGGAGGUCCACGAGUGUUUCCUGUGGGUGCCCUUCAGCCACUACCACGCCCUGGGGAAGAUGUGCCUCUCGGAGAACUACGUCUGUUUCGCCAGUCAAGAUGGCUGCCUGUGCUGUGUCAUCCUCCCCACGAGAGAGAUCACUUCAGUUGAGGUCGCUGACCACGCCUGCAAGGCCAUCACUGUCGCUACUAAAGGAUCGCGGACUUUCCGUUUCUCGGAAGUGAGGGAUUUUGAAGCUCUGGUGGAAAAGCUCAGGACCAGGUGCAGUGCGGCACCAAGCCCCCAACACAGCGUGAGUGCGGAGGCCAGGGUUAGCUCAGAGACCACCACCGUCUGGGAGGACUUCGAGGGGCAGCCGAUGGCCAGCCACAAAGGCAGCAGCACCACGGUUAGCACAGAAGCCCUGAUGACCGUCUUUCACCCUCAGGAUGCGGAGAACCUGGAUUCAAAGAUGUUAAAAGAAAAAAUGAAAGAGCAAUCCUGGAACAUCCUUUUCAUAGAGUGCGGACGGGGCGUGAGUAUGUUUCAGACGAGGAAAACCCGGGACUUGGUUCUCCGAGGAAUCCCUGAAGUCUUAAGAGGAGAACUUUGGCUUCUGUUCUCAGGUGCCGUCAAUGACAUGGCAAGCCAUCCCGGCUACUACUCGGAGCUGGUAGAAAAAUCUUUUGGGACCUGCACCCUGGAGACAGACGAAAUCGAGCGGGACCUGCGGCGCUCGCUGCCCGAGCACCCCGCCUUCCAGAGCGACACGGGCAUUUCGGCCCUCCGGAGAGUCCUCACCGCCUACGCCUACCGGAACCCCAAGAUCGGCUACUGCCAGGCCAUGAAUAUACUGACGUCGGUGCUGCUCCUUUACGCCAAAGAAGAGGAAGCCUUUUGGCUGCUGGUGGCUGUCUGCGAGCGGAUGCUGCCCGACUAUUUCAACCGCCGAAUCAUCGGCGCCUUGGUCGACCAGGCCGUGUUUGAGGACCUGAUCCGCGAAUAUUUACCUCAGCUGACGGAGCACACGACCGACAUGACUUUCUUCUCCUCCGUCUCCCUCUCCUGGUUCCUCACCCUCUUUGUCAGCGUGCUGCCCAUCGAGAGCGCCGUCAACGCGGUCGAUUGCUUUUUCUACGAUGGGAUCAAGGCCAUCUUGCAGCUGGGCCUGGCCGUGCUGGACUACAACCUGGAGAAGUUGCUGGCGUGUAAGGAUGACGCGGAAGCAGUCACCGUGCUCAGCAGGUUUUUUGAGAGCGUGACCAACAAGGACAGUCCGUUGCCUCCAGCGGUUCAACAGGCCUCUGGGGUGAACGAAAACAGAAGCCCCCACCCCAAAGUGGACAUCACAGACCUAAUUCGAGAGUCCAACGAGAAAUAUGGUGAUAUCCGAUUUGAAGAAGUAGAAAGCAUGCGACGUCGCAACAGACUGUAUGUCAUCCAAACCUUGGAAAUCACAACUAAGCAGAAUGUGGUGACUUUUACCGAAGUGGAAUCUCUCAUGCCUUUGAAAGGGGCCCAACUCUCUAAAGAAGAAUUGAUCCAUUUCAGUCAACUAAGCGUCUCUUCUCCUGAAGACAAAGACAGUGCAGAUGUCUUGAAGGCAAGUCCUGAAAAAGGGAAAGGAAAAGUGGACAUCCAGGCUUACUUGAAGCAGUGGCAAGACGAGAUCCUUAAAAAGGAAGAAAACAUUAAGGAUUUGCCCCGGAUGAACCAGUCCCAGUUCAUCCAGUUCUCCAAGACCUUGUAUAACUUAUUCCACGGUGAUCCGGAAGAAGAACUCCUGUUCCGUGCCAUCGCUACCGUUACCGGCCUCUUGCUGAGGAUGGAAGAAGUGGGACGAAAGCUCCAGAGUCCCACGUCCCCAACCCGUAGAGGAACAUCUCCCACGGUUGGCCCUACGACCUCAGAAGCCUCCCAGACUGGGGACCCAGCAGCCCCUACCUCCAGUUCCUCCAGUGAAGAAGGCUGGUCGUUCGCUUUUGAGCAGAUCCUGGCCUCUUUGCUCAACGAACCUGCCUUGGUGAGGUUUUUUGAGAAGUCCGUCGAUGUCAGAGCCAAAUUGGAAAAAGCGAAAGCCACUCAGCUAAAAGCACGAGCCGGCGUAUAAUAACCCCCUCUUUCCUCUGUGUAAAACAAUCCCAAAACAAGGAGGUAAACCAUUCGAGUUUGACAUGCACCCUGAAGAUUUAGUCCAGUUCCCUUAAUGGCAGGGCGCUGUACGUGGCUUUAAUUGUAAUUUUUGUGUGGGGCGGGGGUUCAAGUUGUAUGAAGCACAACUGCACCCGAUCUUUGCAUUUUAAUACACCAGAUUUUUAUAAGGCCAACACAGAGCAGCUUGUGGGAGGGGAAAAUAAAACCCUAGAUUGUCUCCUUAAGAGUGCAAGAUUUCCAAGUACUCACUUUUCAGGCCCCCGUUUUGCUGGGUCGUCUUAACGUCGGCAAUUUUUUUUUUUUUUUGCGAAGAGUUUCUUAAAACUUGGAAUGUAGGUCUGUUUCAUGCACCACAGGCAGGAUCUCUGACCAGUUUAGGAUACCGAUUUAGGAAAGCCGUUCGUAUCCAUCGAAGGGAGAAGGCAAGAAUUUUUUAAAAAUAUACAUCUCUUUAAAGGCAGCGCUUGCCUCCCACUGAAGCGGACAGCGUUCAGUUUUUGCAACUCUGCAAAAAAUCUGGACAACUCGCCAGGGCCAAGAGUUACACUAAUACCCAAGAAAGGGUGGAACAGAAUCAUUGAAGGAUGCAAAAAGGAGGGGACAGAACAGAACAAAAAUUUAAAUAUAUUUUUAAAUUUUAUUUUGAAUAAUUAAAUUGAUUUCUUAGAUUGUCCUGCGGUGAGUUAGCCUCAGCGAGUUAGUUGGCUGUGGCAAAUCAUCCCAUUCUUCUUCUGGACAUUUCUUCUACUCAACAUCCAGAAACCAGGGUAAUUUAUCCCAAUUUUACAAGCAGGGAAGUUGCGUCAUACUGCAAUCUUCCUCAAAGUUAAGUAAAAUUCUGAGGUUUCCCCUUUGAAAAACCAUCUAGUCAAGUCAAACGAAAAGCUAGGAACAGAAAUUCCAAAUAUUUCAGCUGCUUUAAUUCUACAUACACAACGCUGAAAAUGACUUGAGAGGGGGGGAAAGCUAUUUAACUCUGCGGUAAUUCCUUUAUGUAUUUUUCCUCUUUUUUGGGUGGAAACCAUUAUUUUCACAGGGUCCAAGAUCACCAAGGCGUUUAGUAAAAAAAAAAAGGGUACUAGUAAGAAAGUUGGAUGCUAUUGCACACACACAAAAAACUCAUCUUCGUGUUGCCCAGAUGGGUUAAGCCUGACCCCCAAAGGGUGAGGCUUAAUGUUGAGCCAGGAUCUAGUACUUAAAUCCUAGAGAUCGAGUUAUGUUUCAGGAGGAAGGGACUUGAAGUUGUAGGCACAAGAAUCAAGGAUGAAAUCCUGCCAGCCUCAGGUUUUGUAAAAAAAAAACAACCCAUGGAUUAUGAGCCUGAAGCUAACUCAUCGCUAUUGGAAAAUAGAACAGUGAAGCUUUAUUCGUUACGAGCAAAAAAUAAUUAGAAUUCAUUCUUCAAAGACUCUCCAAGAAUCUUAUUCCUCACAGACUUUUCAAGUCUUUCAAGGAUGAGAAUUUUUUUUUAAAAAAAAAACCCAACCUCUAUUGCCUUUAAAACUCUUUUCAAUUUACCUUAAUCCAAACAGUGCUUUAGUAAAA